AUGCGGAUCUCCAUACGGGAGCAACUUGCGUUGCUUGUUCUCUUCUGCUCUCUCACUUCGGUGAUGGUGCUUGCGCUCGCAGUCUGGUUCCAGAACUACAACUUCAUCAAGAGCAUCCGACUGUCUGGGUUGUCAUUAACGGCUUCUCUCAAAGCAGCUCAAAUUUCGAAUUCCCUCGUUCUCUACCAGUCGCAGGUGAAUGCGGUUUCCACGAGGAUCUUGAUCCAGAGCGCUUUCGGGAGAUAUUACAAUGGUAACACGUCCGAUGACAACUGGGUGCGCUCUCAAAGCGAUCUGCAGGGUGCCCUGGCGGACGGUUCCCUCCUGGUGCAGGCGUCACUGUUUCCUAACGUCGGCGAGGGUGGUUCGAAUACAGCCGAUGCGCUCCUCAAUGUCACAGCAGCCGGGCUCUCCCCCGUCAAGCUACCCUACAAGUACACCAAUGGCUCCGAUGUCUAUCUGGGCGAUCCAGGUCCAGGAUACCCGCCUUCACUGUAUCCCAAUCUAACCUACGGCGCCAAAGUUUCGGGGAAAAAUUAUUCAACCGUGUCAUAUGAUGGUGAAACCAUAAGUCCAGGGUCACCCUUAUUCAUAGGUCCUAUGGCUAUCAAUGAGUCGUAUUCGCUCUUGUCGGUGACGGUUGCCAUCAUCAACAACACGUCUCGGUCUGAUGUAUUGGGGUGGUUAACUGUCCUGGUCAAUUGCGAAAUGCUCUAUAAUGUUCGAAACUCGCCCGAGGGUUUGAGUUCCUCAGGCGAGAUGCUGCUUGUAGGUCCAGAUACCACGUACAACUAUUUCGACAUGAAGAUACGAGGUUCGUCACCGGAACAAGCGAGCAACGAAUUGGUACGAUUUGUGCUCCCUCCUUUGAACAACUCUGUACCCGACCACCGGCAUCAGCUUAGAGCAAGUGUUGAAAACGCUACUAUACCGUUCAAGAUGUCAUCAUAUCCAGCAGUUUUAGCGGCGUGGACGAAAAAUAACGAUGCGAUCAAUAACGCCGGAGCAUAUAUUUCCACCCACAACGAGGACAACCACAGGGUUUCCGUAGGAUAUGCUACCAUCUCCAAUACCCUGGUCGACUGGGUUGUCCUCGUGGAGCGGUCCCAUGGAGAAGUGGUUGCACCGAUCAAUCAUUUACGCAACGUUGUCAUUGCUUGUGUUUUUAGUGUCACUGGAUUUUUACUCUUCGUCAUCUUUCCAGUCGCACACUACUCCAUCACCCCCAUUCGACAGCUGUAUGCCGCAACAGCGAAGACUGUCGAGCCUUAUCAGCCCGACGAUGCCAGCGCCUACUCUAGUUCAACAAGCGGUCCAAAUGCCGACGGGGUCGAAGACGUUCGGGAGUUGCCAGAUACGACUCUUGCCAGGAAAGAGGGCUUCUUUGGUGCUUUUUCCAAGCGCUCAAAAUCCCGGCCACCUUCACAGACUUCCACCCCUCGAAGGGGUCGCAGGAUUUUCAGAAUUCCGCGGAAGGUACCCGAACGCAAACAUUGCGUGACCGAUGAACUAACUGAUCUAACCCGGACUUUCAACGAAAUGUCAGACGAGCUGGUCAUGCAUUACGAACGUCUGGAGGAAAGAGUAAAACAGCGCACUGCAGAGCUCGAGAAGAGCAAAAAGGCUGCAGAGGCGGCUAAUCAAAGCAAGACUUUGUUCAUCGCGAAUAUUUCGCACGAGUUGAAAACGCCGUUGAAUGGUAUCCUCGGACUGACUACAGUUUGUAUGAAUGAAGACGAUCUGGGGAGAAUCCGCUCAACCCUCAACACAAUCUACAAGUCUGGCGACUUGCUCCUCCAUCUACUCACCGACCUCCUGACAUUCAGCAAAAACGAAGUUGGACAACAACUGUCUAUUGAUGAAGCCGAAUUUAGGCUGAGCGACUUGAGCACUCAACUACUCCCGAUUUUCGAAAAGCAGGCUCGGGAAGCUCAAGUUGACCUCAAAGUCCUGUUUUUAGGCACGAGCGAUGCAUUUGGCGAUGCUUCUGACUUUUCUGGCGACAAACUAUAUGGUCCUGGUGGUACAGGCCGCGUUCGAGAUAUGUGUCUUUGGGGUGACAAAAACCGAAUUUUGCAAGUUCUGAUGAACUUUGUCAGCAACAGUCUAAAAUUUACGCCGCCACAUGGUUCCGUGACCGUUCGUGUCCGCUGUACCGGUUUGUUCGACCACGAGCUCAGUAGAGCAGGCAGUGCUCGCAAGUCAUCUCUCAAUUCGCGAAAGUCGAGGAAUUCUAGUAUCAAGAAAGUUCGCAUGUCGGAUAGCUCACUGUCUCCUCAAGAUAGCGUCGACCAAGAGAAAGGUCAUACCAAUAACAACGCCUCAAUUGAAGAAUCGAAACUCAGCAUCAACGUAGCAGGUGGCACGACACACAUCCACAAAGUUGCCGAACGGCAAAGGUCCAUGUCGCCACCACCCAUCAACACAAAAGAUCUCAGCUUCGAAUUUGAAGUCGAGGACACUGGCCCGGGAAUUCCUCCCGAACAACAGAAGAAAAUCUUCGAACCCUUUGUCCAGGGCGAUUUAGGCUUGAGCAAGAAAUACGGAGGCACUGGGCUUGGGUUGAGUAUUUGCGCUCAGUUGGCGGCACUCAUGGGCGGUGACAUCUCCUUAGACAGCGCUGUCGGUGUUGGAAGCAAGUUUACUAUGCGCAUUCCUCUGCGGUAUGUGUCGGAGCGGUCACCUUCAAUGGCAUCCUCGACACACCGGUCCCACUCAAAAGCAAGCAGUCUUGUUGGGCAGGCUUUACACGAUACUGGUGACAUUACAAACAACCUCAACGGCUCUUCGACAUCUCUCGGGUCGACACGGAAUGAUUCCCUUGCCGAUGUACCAAGAAUUGUCGGCUUUACACAGCCAUACGUGGCGAAAGAGAGCAAAAGCGAGUCCCGAGAGGCAAAAAUCAACGAAAUGAAAAAGGUUGAGAAUGAAGCCGUUGAAAAGGGUCGGAAAGUUCGAGUGCUUGUUGCCGAAGACAACAAGGUCAAUCAAGAAGUCGUACUCCGCAUGCUCCGCCUGGAGGACGUUUAUGAUGUGACCAUUGCCAAAGAUGGACAAGAAGCUUUCGACAAGGUCCGAGAAUCGAUGCACAGCGGAGCACGAUUCGAUUUGGUCUUCAUGGAUGUGCAGAUGCCGAACCUUGACGGUAUACAGUCAACGAAACUGAUUCGUGAAAUGGGAUUCUCGGCUCCAAUUGUGGCAUUGACGGCAUUUGCUGAAAAGUCCAACGAGGACGAGUGCAUGGCAUCUGGGAUGGACUAUUUCCUCGCCAAACCCAUCCGCAGACCGGCCUUGAAACAGGUUUUGAAGAAAUACUGUGCGACUAUACCAGAAGAGGAAGGCGAAGGCAGCUCAACGGCCGUACCUCGAUUAAACACCUCAACAGCAGUGAAUGGUCACCCUGUGCUACCCUCCAAGGUCAACAAUGGAGAUGUACACGUGAUUGACCCUGACGAUGUGUCUCCAUUGUCAUAA
This is a messenger RNA of Exophiala spinifera, 3474 nucleotides long. RefSeq lists its product as uncharacterized. Gene Ontology annotation, biological process: phosphorelay signal transduction system; protein autophosphorylation. The transcript is spliced from 2 exons. Gene Ontology annotation, molecular function: histidine phosphotransfer kinase activity; phosphorelay sensor kinase activity. The record is from RefSeq and is a predicted model, not a curated record. NCBI's taxonomy places the organism in Eukaryota, Fungi, Ascomycota, Eurotiomycetes, Chaetothyriales, Herpotrichiellaceae. Bases 1 to 3474 code for a protein of 1157 amino acids.